CAAGUCGCCACCUACGUGCAACUCACAAGGCGCCAGCUACAAGCAUCUCACAAGUCGCCACCUACGUGCAACUCACACGGCGCCAGCUACAAGCAUCUCCCAAGUCGCCACCUACGUGCAACUCACAAGGCGCCAGCUACAAGCAUCUCCCAAGUCGCCACCUACGUGCAACUCACAUGGCGCCAGCUACAAGCAUCUCACAAGUCGCCACCUACGUGCAACUCACACGGCGCCAGCUACAAGCAUCUCCCAAGUCGCCACCUACGUGCAACUCACAAGGCGCCAGCUACAAGCAUCUCCCAAGUCGCCACCUACGUGCAACUCACAAGGCGCCAGCUACAAGCAUCUCCCAAGUCGCCACCUACGUGCAACUCACAAGGCGCCAGCUACAAGCAUCUCCCAAGUCGCCACCUACGUGCAACUCACACGGCGCCAGCUACAAGCAUCUCCCAAGUCGCCACCUACGUGCAACUCACAAGGCGCCAGCUACAAGCAUCUCCCAAGUCGCCACCUACGUGCAACUCACAAGGCGCCAGCUACAAGCAUCUCCCAAGUCGCCCCCUACGUGCAACUCACACGGCGCCAGCUACAAGCAUCUCACAAGUCGCCACCUACGUGCAACUCACAAGGCGCCAUCUACAAGCCUCGAGCACACCAGCUAUAAGCAACUCUACAGGCGUCCAGCCUACAAGCCUCGAGCACACCAGCUACAAGCCUACAGGCUCUACAGCCUACAAGCCUCGAGCACACCAGCUUCAAGCAACUCUACAGGCGUCAAGCCUGCAAGCCCCGAGCACACCCACAGGCCUACGCAGCCGAUAGCGAGGGCCACAAUCUACAAGCCGCUCCCCCGCUUCAAGCCAGCACUGCUACGUACCCUGCAAGCCACUCCACGAUACGGCAGAGGUAUUCACACCUGCAACGAGGAGGCACGCCCCGCUGACCUUGGGACACCCCGCAUGCCCCUCGCUCCACAGCUGGCGGCACCACCGCCGCUGCCGGGAGCAUCGGCCCAAACCUCUUCCGGCAAACAGUCAGCAAGGGUACCCGCGGACAUCUCCCGGUGACUGCAAGCUGUUCCCACUACCGUUUCUUGCAAGGCGUCUUCUCAAGAGGUUACACACCCAAGUCGUCUUGUCUGCCACCGCCGCCCAUCUCUUACUAUAACAAGGACGACGCGGCCAUCAUACGUCUGGCGGCAGUGUACCAGCUCCCAGCCGCGCACCGCGGCCGCUCAUUUUGCUGGGUCAGCAGUUUUUCAACCUCCAUUGCGAGUCCUCCGAUGUCAGCCCAUCCCUCACCUCUCACCGCCGCUGUGGCCGCGGCCGAGGUUUCCUGACGCGCCUACAACGACUGCACGUCACCCAGGGCAUCACAGGCCGUCGCCCUCUCCACUACAUCAGCUGAUUAAUCUUGGCCGCAGAAUUCGUUCACCCCCGGGUUCGUCUGCAUACUUACAACCCACUCAAGGUUCAAGGACACCCUCACCAGCAUCCCCUCGCACCAGCCGCAGUAUUACAGGCUCAAAGUAAGGUCUCUCUCACCUGUAGUUUUUGCAAACAAUCAGGACAUUCUGAACAUUCUUGUUUCGCGAAACGUAGGGAAUCAACACAUUCGAGACGGGGCUCAGAUAGGAGGUCAGGAGGUUACAGGGGCGGGCAUCAUUCAUCACACAGGAACCCUAGGCCAAACCAUCAGCGGAAGGCUGCCUUUUGCCAUAUCCACGGGAAUUGUUUUCAUGAUUCAGACAGUUGUUCUGCUAUACAAAAGGCCAAGGAGGAACAGAAGUACAAGUCCUCAGCGGACAGUAAACCACACUCCUCUUCUCAGAAUAAAAAAACAUGACUUCGUGACAGCCCCGAGGCGUACAUCCAAGUGUCCCUUAAGGAAAAUACUAAUUGGGAGCAACUUGACUCCGUCAUUGCCGCCUUGGGACGGACAAGCAUAAUUGCCCUUCC
This is a messenger RNA of Eriocheir sinensis (Chinese mitten crab), 1958 nucleotides long. RefSeq lists its product as uncharacterized. The transcript is spliced from 2 exons. Lineage: Eukaryota; Metazoa; Arthropoda; Malacostraca; Decapoda; Varunidae. The record is from RefSeq and is a predicted model, not a curated record. Bases 177 to 1067 code for a protein of 296 amino acids.